AUCUCACAUCACCCUUCAUGCCGAAAAUGAAUCGAUCGCGCGUAGGCGUUCUUUGUGAGCAGCUGCUUUAUCUAGACCUUAGUUGGAGUGACCUGGAAGACAUUUUCCUUGGAUAUCGACAGCGCACACCCCGGCAAUACAAAUCGGUGAACGGCCUAUUUAACAUCGAAGAACUACAGGAAGAUGCUUUUAGGCGAAUGUUUACAUUUGAAAAGGAGCACCUCAAGGACCUCAAAACGUAUCUGCUUAUGCCGGACACUGUAAUAAGCUCCCAGGGUGUCUGCGUAAGUGGCGAGGAAGCCCUUCUUAUAAGCCUACGCAGGCUGGCGUGUCCCAACAGGUGGCGGGAUUUGGAGCCACUGUUUGGCCGCCAUUGCUCCACUUUGUCAAGCAUUGUGUCAACAGUGCUCAGACACAUCGAAGACAACUUUGGACAUCUGCUGGACUUGACGAACAACAAGUGGCUGAACCUUGCAGAACUAGGCCGUUUUUCUCAGGCAAUGCAUCGCAGAGGUGCACCACUUAAGAACUGCUGGGGGUUCGUGGACGCGACAGCGAGACCGAUUUGCCGGCCAUCGGUGAACCAAAGAAGUCAUAAGCGGGUUCACGCUGUCAAGUAUCAAUCUGUUAUGUGCGCCAACGGCAUCGUGUGUGAUCUUGACGGCCCCUAUUCAGGUCACAGACACGACGCCGGUAUCCUGGGGGACAGUGGCCUUUACAGCAGGCUUGAGCACUUGGUCCAGGGUUCCUCAUACACCCUCUACGGGGACCCUUUGUACCCACUACGUCCACUGCUGAUGCGCCCAUAUGCCGGAUCUUCUCAGACAGAGACACAGCAGAGGUUCAAUUCUGGCAUGAGUACAGUCCGCCAGGCCGUAGAAUGGGGGUUCGGCAAGACUGUUGAACUGUUUGCCUUCUUGGACUUUGAAAAAAAUCAAAAAAUACUUCUACAAAAUGUAUCGCAGAUGUACAAAGUAGGUACAAUCCUGACAAACUGCCAUACAUGUUUGUAUGGCAGUCAGGUUUCUAUGUUUUUUGGCUUAAAACCACCCUCUCUGCAAGAAUAUCUCGUGCCUGUCACUGCAUGAGAUGCUCAAUCCUUGGAUUGGGGAUCUCGCGUAUAUGUGUACCCCACAAGAGCAUUUUGGAGAGCACAUUAAAAUUAUCAAUUUUUGGCUCAAUUUGAACCACUAAACAAUCAUAUUUGCAGAUGAUACAUUUGGUAUGACCUGUUAAAGCAAGCUUUAUUCUUGUUUACGCAGUACUGGAGCAGUGGUAGAGCACCAGCAUCACAGCCUUAGUUUGAACAAACUUUAAUUUGCGAAAUAACUAUAUGUUCAAGUAUUUAAGCAUGAUGUUACAAGGAUAAUGACCUCAAAACUUCCUUUUUGAAGAAAUAAAUGCAUCGAAGUGAGCUUCAAGGAUGUUUAUUUUUUAUUUUGUGAAAGCUUAUGAAUAACUUCAAGGAGAGCC
Dermacentor silvarum is the source of this 1473-nucleotide messenger RNA. RefSeq lists its product as uncharacterized. Lineage: Eukaryota; Metazoa; Arthropoda; Arachnida; Ixodida; Ixodidae. The transcript has 3 exons. The record is from RefSeq and is a predicted model, not a curated record. Bases 18 to 1088 code for a protein of 356 amino acids.